Molecule: messenger RNA, 1683 nt
Organism: Lactuca virosa
Lineage: Eukaryota; Viridiplantae; Streptophyta; Magnoliopsida; Asterales; Asteraceae
Source: the annotation of a GenBank genome assembly
AUGAUGUUGAAAGAUGAGAAUUUGCUGGAAAAAAGGCCAAACUUGCUACAGCAGAAUUGGCAAAGUUAUCGCAACGUGUGUGUGGUGAGUGACUGCUAUCCACCUAUAGCUAUAGAUAAUGAUAAUCAAACUGGGAAAUCAUUUAUUUCAUACAUUACUGCGAAGGUUUUUUUUUAUUUCCAUCAUGUUCUCCAUAUUAUUGAUGGCAUUCAAGUCACCAUCAGGAAUGUCCAUGUUGUAUAUAGAGAUAUUUCAAAUGACAAGGCACAGACUGUAUUUGGUUUGAAGUUGGCUAGUUUGACUGCAAGGAAGCAAAAUCUUGUUGGGGUAAGUGGAAAGGUGAGAGCUGGCCAAGUAAACAAACUUGUUGAGAUACAAGGUUUGGAAAUCUACUGUAAAACCUUUCAUGGAUCUGCUGAAGAUCUGUAUACCAACAAUGGUGAAGACUCCAUGUCAAUGGUUACUGCAAGCUUUCAAAAUGAUGAACAUGUUCACUUGUUGUCCCCAGUCGAUGUAUCUGCUUCUCUUUCGGUGAACAGGUCUGGAAGGCUCGAGAAUAAUGCUGCACAAUACUCGGUUGAUAUCGAGUUAUCUGGCUUGCCUCUGGAUGAUGAAAUUGUUUUGGAGUUAGACCAAAUGGAGAAAGUAUCUGAUAUAGAAGAUAUCUUGAGUUACAGGUCUGCUGCUGAACAUGAGCUUCAGGAGUUCUUGGUGGAUUCAGCUUCUGGUUUUGGAAAUAGUGAAGCAAAUACUACCAUGGAUGAUGACCAAACAUCUGGCAAACCACAAGGAUGGUUGAAGUGGCUUUCCCGUGGUAUGUUGGGGGCUGGAGGUACAGAUGAUUCCAGCCAGUUUUCUGGUGUUGUUUCAGAUGAAGUAAUUAAGGACAUUUAUGAGGCAACAAAGUUUCAUCCUACACCUUCCCCUGUUCUUGAUGCUGCUAGAAGUGAUAGACUUCUUUUGUCCUUCAUUAAAUGCUCUAUACAUCGAAUUUCUGCAACUCUGCGCAAUAAGGAUCUGGACUGUGCUAUUGGUGAACUGGUUUUUGAGGAGAAUCUUGUGGAAUGCAUGAUUUGGGAGGAAUCUGCUGUUGUUACUGCAUCAAUCAAUGGUGUUGAGAUGAUUAAUUCAUUAAACAAGCAAGUUGUUUUACGUGUGAAAAGGGAGAAUUUUAUUCAAGAGGAGAAGCCGUCUCUAAAUAUCCAAGCUUACAUACCACAAGCAAAUCGUGAGGGUGACUUGACAUUGAAGGUUUUGCUUGAGCCGAUUGAAAUGACAUGUGAUUCAACAUAUCUUGUUAAUUUUGUGGAGUUAUAUACUGUGUUGGCUUCCUUUCAAUGUCAUGAAGGAAGGGUCCUAAACUCGCUUAAUGGGAUAGAAGACAUGAAGUCACGUCUAAUAUCGAAAGCCGAAUACAUGUUGUCAAGUCGGAAGAGAAUGAUGUGGGAUAUUAGUUUAAUAAACAUCAAGAUAAUUAUUCCCUGGGAGAAUGGGAAGUCAGAGAUACAUAAAUUGAUACUUGGAUUAACAGCUGUCACCUUUUCAUCCAAGCAUGAUGUUAGCUGUUUUGCACCAGAUAUCAACGUACCAUCUCAAUUCAUGAGGAAUUUAAUAGAUGACAAUUCUUCAAGUGAGCUUCUAGAAGGAACUCAGAUUCAAUAUAUGUAUGAUCUCUUGGUGUAA